Messenger RNA from Pteronotus mesoamericanus, 2048 nucleotides. It is a transcript of the gene ATAT1, whose product is annotated as alpha tubulin acetyltransferase 1. Gene Ontology annotation, molecular function: tubulin N-acetyltransferase activity. Lineage: Eukaryota; Metazoa; Chordata; Mammalia; Chiroptera; Mormoopidae. Bases 177 to 1049 code for a protein of 290 amino acids. The record is from RefSeq and is a predicted model, not a curated record. Gene Ontology annotation, cellular component: microtubule. Gene Ontology annotation, biological process: alpha-tubulin acetylation. The transcript is spliced from 9 exons.
CAGUUCUAGAAACCUGGUCUAGGCACCACGCCCCUUUUAAAUUGAGUAAUAACACUCCUUUUGAUGGCCUGGCUCGACCUGUUGGUGACCUUUGACCCUACACUUAGUGGGAUUGAUCUGCGCUUGGAUCUUAUGACAUUCCACCCUUCGGCCAAAUACGAGGUCCCAGCCAAAGCAUGUGGCUGACCUGCCCUUCUUGCUUCCUCACAGUAACCUCAAGGGAGGAGGGAGUGUGUCACAUUGGAAAAGAGGUUAUUGAUGUGCAGCAGCAAAUUAUGACCAUUGUAGAUGAACUGGGCAAGGCUUCUGCCAAGGCCCAGCAUCUUCCCACACCCAUCACCAGUGCAUCGAGGAUGCAGAGUAAUCGCCACGUUAUGUAUGUGCUCAAAGACACUUCUGCUCGACCGGCGGGAAAAGGAGCUAUUAUUGGUUUCCUCAAAGUUGGAUACAAGAAACUCUUUGUACUGGAUGAUCGUGAGGCUCACAAUGAGGUGGAACCACUUUGCAUCCUGGAUUUUUACAUCCAUGAGUCACUUCAGCGCCAUGGCUAUGGGCAAGAACUCUUCCAGUAUAUGUUGCAGAAGGAGCGAGUUGAACCGCACCAGUUGGCCAUUGACCGACCAUCACAGAAGCUGCUCAAGUUCCUAAAUAAACACUACAACCUGGAGACCACAGUCCCACAGGUGAACAACUUUGUGAUCUUCGAGGGCUUCUUUGCCCAUCAGCAUCCUCCAGCCAGGAAGCUGCCACCCAAGAGAGCAGAGGGAGACAUAAAGCCAUACUCCUCUAGUGACCGAGAAUUUCUGAAGGUAGCUGUGGAGCCUCCCUGGCCCCUAAACAGGGCCCCUCGCAGAGCUACACCUCCAGUCCACCCUCCUCCCCGCUCCAGCAGCCUGGGAAACUCACCAGAACGGGGUCCCCUCCGCCCCUUUGUGCCAGAGCAGGAGCUGCUGCGUUCCUUGCGCCUCUGCCCCCCACACCCUACUGCCCGCCUUCUGCUGGCUACUGACCCUACAGGCAGCUCAGCCCAGCGUCGCCGCACCAGGUAACAGAAGUUGGGUGGUUAGGGAGCCUCAAGACUGUCAAAGAGUAUUGGAAACGGCAAAGGGCAAUCUGAGUCAGAGAUAUAAAACAACAAGAUAGGUGGAUCAGAGAAUAUAUUGGAAAAUAUUUGUGGGAGUGGUAUGGAAAUAAAUGACAGUGGGGAAGCAGCAUAGGACUUUAUAUAAAAUCUAGGGACCCCAGUUUUACAGUGAGAGUUGGGAGGAAGGGUAGGAAGAACCCAGGUCCAUGGGUGGGUGGAACUGUACUUCUAGGUUGGGGGAAAUCUUGUGAUACUUGCUGGGAAGGUGCCGUGUCUCUUGAUACUGGGAAGCCACUGGCCCCAUGUCAGUGCCUUGUGUGGCAGGAGCCCAUCAAGCAGGCAGAGAAUAGGCAUCUCUUGUAUUUUUCUCCCUUUCUCUUCAUUUCUGACUUCUCUGUUUUUCUCUCUUCCCCCACUUUCCCUCUCCCUACCUCCUGUCUAUAACGUCCUUCCGCAGCUCCCUUCCCCGCUCUGACGAGAGUCGAUACUGACAGACAGCUAACCUGUUCUCCUAUCUGGGAGACCUUGGGUGGGCAGAGACCCUCUCCCCAAGAACCCCAGACCUGUUCUUCCCAAUGCCCCCUCCAGGAUCCAGUGGAACCUGACAGAGCCCAUAGCAUUCACUCUUCCCCAUUCCUGGACUACUGGGUUGUCAGGGUCCCAAAUGGCCAAAUACUUUGUAGCUUUUCUUGCCAGAGAAAGCAUCCCUUCUCUCCUAACUUGGUCUCUGAACACUCCCAGACAGUCUGAAUUGCUGAAUUGCCAGACUCCUUGGUUGUGUGCUCAUACUAAUUAUCCAGGUAAGCACACUCUAGCUUGCUGUCAGACUCUAGAACACCGUGGAAGGUUCAAGGGGCCUCCACUGCCAGAGAAACCUUUUAAAGAAUCUUGUCCAUGGAAUAAAUCCCAUCUUCACUCUACAGUGUCUACUAGUGGCCCUAAUACUGCUUUGUGCUACCUAAUA